Molecule: messenger RNA, 2528 nt
Organism: Planococcus citri (citrus mealybug)
Lineage: Eukaryota; Metazoa; Arthropoda; Insecta; Hemiptera; Pseudococcidae
Exons: 2
Coding region: 266-2338 (690 amino acids)
Source: RefSeq, a predicted model, not a curated record
UGGGACUUUUCUUAUCACGAAAUUGGCGUUUUCAAAUUUGAUGUUAUAUCUCCAUUAAUUCACAUUAAAUAAAACUAAAUUUACAUAAAUAGUGAAUUGUUUUGCGAUUGUGCUAUCGAGUAAAUGUUGUGGUGAAUUAAAAUAACACUUAGAAACAACUUUAAAUUCAUUUAAAUCGUGCAACUUUGUUUCAUCCUUCUAAGCUCACUAAAACACUGUAACUCGAGGCUUGAAUCAAAGUUGUGAGCUGAUUCAAGAACCAGAAAUGGCUGCAAACGCUUCCAACGUGUAUGAUAUUAUGCAUCCGACUCCAGUUUCAUUGCAGCAACUAUCAGCGAUCGCUGUUGGCCUGCAACUGUGGCGUUGUGAAAUUAACGAGUAUCGCAAAAGCCGAGCAUGGGAGAGAUUUGGAUUUCGUGCUUCAGACAUUAGAGCCUCAUUAAGAGCUAAACUCCCCAAAUUACCAUCCGCGAUUUACGAUGUGAUCGAUGAAUAUGUCACCAGACUUGGAAAGUCAGUAGCGGAUUGGCUUGAGGAGCAUUCGAGAACAGUGAGCUAUUUUGAAAAGUAUAUUCGAAGUUGUCAUUCGGAAGUUCUGGAAUACUUCGAUGAUUUCGUUGUCGAUUACAACGAAGCAACUAUCGAUUUUGUAAAGACAUCCGAACGUAUGAUGCAUUACGAUGAUUUCGACGACGUUUUGAAAUUCAUCGUGGCUUGUAGAUAUUUUUUGGAAGAUCACGUUAGACGUAUAUGGCCAUCAGUACGGGGAAAGAUGCACUUGAGUAGUAUUGAUUUCGAUACGAAUCCGCUGUUGUACUACUGGAUUUGUCAUCUUAGCAAUCAGUUGAAUGUGAUACCAACCGACAGGAAUUACACGGUUGAUGAAAAGAUGCUUAAAGAGUGUAUCGACAUGUCUGGUAACUCAUUGGCGAUUAAUUAUUUCUGGAAUCGUGUACCAUACGAAAACCAAACGCGAAUGGCUAUCGACCUUGUUCAUGUGUGGAAAAAAGAAUAUUUCGUGAGGUGCAUCUUACCGAAACUGGACGAUCAACAACUGGAAGAAUUCGUCAAUGAGAAGGGUGAAUACUUGAUUCAAGAUCUGCGUCUUAAUAAAAGGCACACGCACAUCGUUCAAUUAGUAAUAAACUAUUUGUGGAAAUUUAUGACAUUUGAAAUGCAAGUGCGAAUGGCUAACAACGUUUUUCAACAAAAUAGAGAAUGUUUCGCAAGUUGCAUCUUGCCCAAGCUAAACGAUCGACAACUGGAUAAAUUCGUUAAUGAGAAAGUUAAUGGCUUGAUACCAGCUCUGCUGGGAGAUGGUUUUCGUGAUGAAAGGUUCAUCUUUCGACUCUGGUUGUACAUCAAAAAAGCAAUGACUAGUAGCACUUUCUCUAAUCUUGUUGUUGUAAUGUUGAGAACUGAGGCUGCAGGGUACUUUUCGCUCUAUGGUCAUAAAAAACUCGAGAAGUUUUCGCAAUGGUGUUGCGAAAUAUGGAAUAGCGCGCCGCAUCAUUUGAAGAGAUCAGCGAUUAUAGAUAUCUCGUCCGAUGUGGAAUUAUUCAUAUGUCUAAAAUAUGAUAGACUUAGUACGCGUGCUACCUCUUGCGAGUUCCUAGUGUUCAUUCUUUCAGAUUUUACUUUGGAAGAAAAACAGUCGUUUUGGCGUAACUGCUGGAAGAAUUUGAUGCUGAACAAAAAUGCCCGCGAUUUGCAACGAAUAAUGGAAGCAUGUUUCGAACACGAGGGUGACAUGAUCGAGUUCAAGGAAAACGUUAUCGCUGAAAGUGAAAAUUGGCAGCUCUGUUGUGUCUCGUUAUUAUCCAGUGUAAAUUUCGACGAAUUAGACGCUUUGAUUAAUUUUGGUUGUCCUCGUAGUGCAGAAACUGCGAAACUUUUGAAACAGCGCUACUUGCAGUCUAGUUUUCUUGACGACAGUUCUGGUUUUUACUAUUCACACGUUGUUCAUUGCGAAGAAUUCAAUACGUUCGUAAAUAAAGCUUAUGGCAGCGUCGAUCUCGCUACCGAUUUCAAACAUCGACUGAUAUCGUCUCCUGAUAAUCUAAGAGUGUUGUGGACCUGUGUUCGAAUGCCACAAGUUUCCUACGCAGCAUUGAGGAAAUUUAUCGAAACAUUUGUUUCAAACGAACAAAUUUUACAACAGGUGAAAUGCUUUAUUAUUGAUCAUCUGAAGGAGGCUGCUAUUCGUCGUAGCGUUACCAUUAAAUACGCUAAUUCCAAACCUUUGUUUGACCAGUUUUUGCUGUGGUGCCUCGGAAGUAAUGAGCUAGUUAUGGAAUUCCAGCAAACUUAUAUUAAACCUUGCCUCGAAGACGCAUAAACGUAAAUAAAAAGAUGAACAGUUUUUAGUUUUACAAUUGAUAAUAAUUCUCUGUUUUAGUUAUUUAGUUUACCCGACUUCUUUUCAUCAUUAUAAGUAUCAUUCAUUAAUUCAUUAUGUAUGUUGAAGUUAAUAAAAGUAUUUUGCUUACAAUAAAUGUAUUGAAAAAAAAAAUGAAAAAUGGCAAUUC